AUGAGUUCUCGGUCAGAAUUGAAUACAUCACCUUCUCCUAUAUGGGAUAGUUCGGAUCCUCAACGACGGCCUCCUCCUUUACCAAUGCGUGAAGAAUUUACAUUAAAUCAUAUUGAGGGAGGUGGAAAACUGUCUAGAACAUCUUCUAUUUCUUCUCAUUUGUAUAAGCAAUUGGGCAACAAAACUUCCUCUCAAAUGUUACGGAUAAGCGCAGAUGAUAAAACAGCAGAUAUAGUUCAUUCUAUUUCAGAAACGACGAGUACUAUUUUGGGAGAUCUUCGUUCUCUUAUUGAAAGAAGUAAAGAUAAUGCUUCUGCGUUAUUAGAUUUAAAACAAAACAUUAUUGAUGCAAAAAGAGAUCAAAAAAUCAUUGAUGAAAUACGAGCAAUUGUCACUUUUUUGCCACAAGAGAAUGAUAAGGAGGAGAAAUGUGAUAUAUUUAAAGAAAAACUGGACGAAAUUUUGAAAAUCUUAAAUACAAAUACUUCAUUUCACAAUACAGAAACACGCUUGUUGACCGAUAUAAAUAAAAAACUAGAAGCAAUUGAAGCGUUUCAAGACAGACUUUUUUCUCAGAAACUUGAAAUUAAUAAUUUAAUUUCUUCAUACGAAACACUGCAACAAACAAAUAUUACAGAAAUGGAGAAUAUGUAUUCUCGUAAAGUUGAAAUGUCUGCAGAGCUUGCACGUCUUGAUGCGCAUAUUAGUCAAAAAAAGGAUUCACUAGAUCAAUUGAAAGAACGAGUAAAAAUAUUAGAAAACCGUUUGGAAGAUAUUCAAUUGAAAUUUAAUAAACAAAAAGAAGAAAAUAAAAAAUUAAAUAAAUCAUCCAAAAAAAAAGUUCACCAAUCUGCGAAAUCUCCUACAACGCCUCAGAAUAUUCGCCAUUUUUCUCUUAUGGAUAUUCAUAACCGUAAUCCAUCUAUCGUUACACUUGCACCUUCUACCAUUAUGAAUUCCCCAAAUAAUACAGAUAGUGUAAUCGACAAAAAAGAGAAACGGAAAACUUCAUGGAGCAGAAAGGUUGUAAAUGCAAUGGGAUUCCAAUUUCAGCAUAACAAUAAGGAAAAUUCGCCUGUACUUUCGAAAAACAAUGAAUUAGCGAUUCAAAAGAAAAAAAAUUAUCCUAACAAUUUUGGAAUUAAAACGGCAAAAACUUUUAGAAGUUUCAGCACAAGAGCCUAAUACACUAGCAUUCAAUCUAAAAACAUAGAUCAGUGCUAUGCGGAAAAGACAAAUGCCGCCAAUAGACUAUUAGUCUCAAACUACAUAUUAUUAAACGUAAAAAAAUAAUUAACAUUACUUUUUGUUAAACUAUAUUUUCUUA
This is a messenger RNA of Pneumocystis murina B123, 1327 nucleotides long. RefSeq lists its product as hypothetical. Bases 1 to 1185 code for a protein of 394 amino acids. The transcript has 3 exons. The record is from RefSeq and is a predicted model, not a curated record. NCBI's taxonomy places the organism in Eukaryota, Fungi, Ascomycota, Pneumocystomycetes, Pneumocystales, Pneumocystaceae.